Nezara viridula (southern green stink bug) is the source of this 1527-nucleotide messenger RNA. The record is from the annotation of a GenBank genome assembly. Lineage: Eukaryota; Metazoa; Arthropoda; Insecta; Hemiptera; Pentatomidae.
GUUUAUGUGUUUUGGUGUAUUGCGGGUAAAAAGUAGGUUCCUAAACAAUCCCACAUACAUACUAAUCUAAUGCAUUAAUUGUUUAAUAAAAGCAGUAAACGAUAAAUAUAUGCAAAUUAUUAUUGGCUACAGGUGUACCCAUAAUAAAAAAAAAUACAUAUGAAAAAUGUCAACAGAACGCCGAGAUAUGUACUUACCGAACAUUUAUAAUUACCGAUCUGGCUGUUCGGGAAAAAGAGUUAAAAAUAAAAGCGUUUACUAUUUUGGACACAAUUUAUGAUACUGAGUCAGAAUUAGAACGAAAUGGGUCUGAAGAACUACUUGAUUACUUUCGUAGUUCUGCUGCCGAUGUCUUUGGCAGAUUACACCAGAGAAAUGGUUUGCGCCAUGACGAUGUACCCAAACGGCAUUGAGUUAGCCUGGGAGUGCGAAGAACACUUCCACAUGAUGUACUGCGGAGGCAUGUACUCUCCGAGGGACAUGCUGGCCACCAGGGUGCAGAUGUACAAGGAAAUUGGUUUCGUUGCUUUCCCAAGGUUUCGGUGCGGUGUGGCGGCUACCCUGAUGGCGAUGAAUAUGACCGACUAUUGCCGAGAAGAGCCGAUGAUGUACGCAUUUCCCAACUGGGAGCUGAACAACGCCACUGAGCCAUGGUCCAUGGUGAGCGUCAUCGACCUCCAGGUCGACGAGAAGUCCGUCCUCUGGGCUCUCGACUCCGGGAUCAUGAGCUCCCUCUGUGAGAAUCCUGUGAUUUAUUCUGCUCCAAGAUUGGUCUCAUUCUGCCCGAUUAGUGGUAAGAUGUUAAGCAGGAACGGUUUCACUAACUUGGUAUGCGCUGAUUCACGCCUACAGUUUAUGGAAGUGGAAAACACAGAGGAUGGGCAAACAUUCGUCUACAUAAGCGACGCUGGAACUUGCGCCUUGGUAGUCUGGAACGGGGAGGAAACCAGGGGGUUCAAGGUGGCACUUCCCCGGGACUCGACCGAUUACCCGCUGACGAAGGACGUCCUCUACAUCAGCCUUAUCAGGAGGGACGAGACUGGCCCGAUCCUAUACUUCACCUAUCUCCAUGGGACUAACAUGUUCUACAUAAGAACUUGUAAUAUCAGGUCCGGGAGGCUGAUCGGUUCAGUGGUGACGGUGGGGAUGAAGCCUGGACCGAUGCUGAUCCUGGGGACGGACAAGGCGAGCACGAUGUACCUGCGGCUGAAGAGCAGGCCGGAGCUGUUCAUGUGGAACACCUUCAGGCCGUUCAGACCCAAGUCCCUCAUCCUGCUGGAGCGGGCCGACAUGCCCUUCUACUCCACCCAGGUCAUGCCCGGCUACAAGCGGCUCCUCUGGACCCUCGAGUCCAACUACAACGACUACUUCAACAACACCCACGACUCCAUUGGACCCAGGGCUAAACUGAGACCGCUAUUCAAGUUCUGUGAUACCAAUUUUUGAUAUCAUCUGAAUAUAAUAAAUACACCAAUAGAAGAAACUUUUUGUUUUCUCUUUAAUAACUCUUACAUUACUAAUCAUUUC